Hibiscus syriacus is the source of this 845-nucleotide messenger RNA. Its product is annotated as transcription factor ILR3-like. Bases 7 to 687 code for a protein of 226 amino acids. Lineage: Eukaryota; Viridiplantae; Streptophyta; Magnoliopsida; Malvales; Malvaceae. Gene Ontology annotation, molecular function: protein dimerization activity; DNA-binding transcription factor activity. The transcript has 5 exons. The record is from RefSeq and is a predicted model, not a curated record. Gene Ontology annotation, biological process: intracellular iron ion homeostasis; regulation of DNA-templated transcription.
GAUCCCAUGGAAUUGGAUUCUUCUGAUAACUCCAAUUGGCUCGUUGAUUAUGGCAUAACUGAUUUCCCGCCUCCAGCUGCCGCCUUCACUUGGCACUCUCAAUCCACUCUCAAUGCUCCCUCUAAUGUCAGUACUGCCGUUGAUUGCUCAUUUGCCGAUUCAGAUAGCUUGAAGGAAGUUGUAUCUAGGAAAAGGUUGAAAUCCGAAUCAUGCGGUGGAUUCGGAUCGAAAGCUUGCCGGGAGAAAUUGCGAAGGGAUAGGCUGAAUGAUAGGUUCUUGGAACUGGGUGCCAUUUUGGAGCCAGGAAGGCCGCUCAAAUCAGAUAAGGUUGCUAUUCUGAGUGAUGCUGUGAGAAUGGUGCAUCAAUUACGCUGUGAAGCUCAGAGGUUGAAACAAUCUAAUGAGGAGUUGCAGGCAAAAAUCAGAGAAUUGAAGGUUGAGAAGAACGAGCUUCGUGAGGAGAAGCAGACGCUGAAGGCAGACAAGGAGAAGCUAGCGCAGCAAGUCAUAGCCAUGAGUGCAGCAGGGCCAGGCUUGCCCCCUGCAACAAUAUCUGCUCAAAUGCAAGCCGCCGGGAACAAGUUGAUGCCUUUCAUCGGAUUUCCUAGCGUCGCAAUGUGGAAAUUAAUGCCGCCUGCCGCGGUAGACACGUCACAGGAUCACGUUCUUCGCCCUCCAGUCGCAUGAUUUAAAGGAAGUUGAUGGUUUGCCUCUUGGUUCUUACCACCGAUCUGUUUCUUUAUGAUUGCUUGUUUACUCAUUACUGUCGUUGGCUUUGGUCUUCUUGUUAUCAUGUUGUGUGUGAAAGUGAGCUUGUUGAGUAGCUGGACAAUCUAUCGUCGAAC